Siniperca chuatsi (mandarin fish) is the source of this 7798-nucleotide messenger RNA. RefSeq names its product zinc finger, FYVE domain containing 9a (gene zfyve9a). Gene Ontology annotation, molecular function: metal ion binding. Lineage: Eukaryota; Metazoa; Chordata; Actinopteri; Centrarchiformes; Sinipercidae. The transcript has 19 exons. Bases 380 to 4018 code for a protein of 1212 amino acids. The record is from RefSeq and is a predicted model, not a curated record. Gene Ontology annotation, biological process: endosomal transport. Gene Ontology annotation, cellular component: early endosome membrane.
CUUGACGUCGCUCCUUAUUUUUCCCCAAUAUUAAACCUUGGGGGAGGGAUCCUUGAGUGCUGUCGCACAACUACGGUAGACUACAAGCCGUACUUUCCGACUCGCGCUGUUUGAGUUGAGCAGGCAGCAGAGGGUAUACACGAGGAUACUCAAAAAUAGCUUUCAAAGGCGAUUUGCUAUGACGGAUACUAACGGAGGGGCUCCGCGGGACUCUACGUAAAGAUGAGGAUUCCUCCGGUGUGGGCGCUGGGCGCUUGCCAGACUGGGUGAAGUGAGAACUGAUAGGGAAACCCGCUGAGAAAAAACACCGCCUGGGACUGCUGAGGAGGACCUCUGUGCAGGUUCACGCAGCCGUCAGCAGGGUGGAGCUUCUUGACCCAUGGAGAAUUACUUCCAGGCCGAGGCCUUCAACCUGGACAAGGUGUUGGACGAGUUCGAGCAGAACGAAGAUGAGACAGACAAUCCCAUUCUCUCGGAUGCCAAGUGGACCCAGAUCCUGGCCCCGCCAGCCCACCUGCUCUCUCUGAAUCCCGCCCUGGCCCACGCAGACCUCAGCCCCCGGGAGAGUCCACUGCCCUUCAAGACCCUCCCUGACUCUUCUUCCAGCGCCUCCCCGGGGGCAGACACUAAAAGACAUCCCGGUCCCGAACCUCCAUCCUGGGUAGAGGAGAGGCCAGCAGACGUCCAUAGCCCACCCCUCCCCCAACCCAACAUCGGCAAACUGGUGGGCACAGACGACCUCUCGCCGCCCCCUGUGACGGCCUGUAGUGCUGUGGAGAACGGGUGCCCUGCCAGCCCUGCAAGCCCACAACUGGAUGGGCUCAGCAAGGAGAAAAGUUCUCCUCCAGAUAACCAGCCUGGUGCUUCUGACCAAGAGGCUAAACCUCAUCAUGAGGAGAGAGCCACCUCAGCAGCAGGAGGAGGAGGCUCCACCGUCAGUCACAGUCACUUUACCUUUGAGGUUGGAUUAGGACAGGAAGAAACUCAGUCUCCAAAAAUUCAUCCAAAUGUGCAACCAACAACACAAAAUGGGGAAGAUGUCAAAGAGGAGGCAGUUACAGCUGUUUUACAUGACAAUGGUCAAGAAAUACAAACUGACAACUUAAAAGAGGAGCAGGUAAAAAGUUUCCUGAAUAGCGGGAGAGACGUUCAGGCUGCUUGUGAGGUGGAGGAGAAUGGUGUAUCUCCUCCUGACAGGGUCAGAAUGGAGGAGAAGGAGAGGAGAUGUUGUCCAGAGGGACAGAUAAACCAACUCCUCAGAAUAACAAGCCUUCCCAAUGGCUUGGAGCAGGAGAGCAGUAGCCAUUCCAAGCUUAAGGAGAUAGAAGAGCGGGAGGAGGAGGGUUUUUCUCACUCUCCUGUCCCCUCCAAAGAGGAUUCUGUCACUGAGGAGAAAGAAAUGGAGGAGAGCAAGCAAGAGGGCAGCGAAGGAGGAGGAGCAGCGGGGUCAGGUAGCAUCCAACCAAAACUCAACAACAAUCGUCUGCAGCCGGUCAGUGUUCCCUACGGAGGGGCACGACCAAAGCAGCCGGUCAGCCUCAAGCUCCAGAUCCCACAGCCGCUGUCGGGCCAGGUCCAAAAUCAGCUUGGCACGUCCGCCGUCAGCAAGAACAAAAACCUGGAGAACCAGUGUCGGAGAAGCAUACCUGCUGAAACUACGUUCAGUGGGACUGAUCAGAGUGCAGUCGGGGUGAACGGAGAUGGUGUUGUCCACUCUCCUCCCCGGAUGCCCUCGGAGAGCCCAGACAAUGACCUCCAGGCAGGCCAACAGGGCGCUCUGUGCAGGAAACCUGCCAGCUCCCUGGGAGAGGUUGCCCCUGUGUGGGUGCCCGACUCCCAGGCUCCUGUCUGUAUGAAAUGUGAUGUCAAGUUCACCUUUACCAAGAGGAGGCACCACUGCAGGGCCUGCGGCAAGGUGUUCUGUGCGACGUGCUGCAGCCUGAAGUGCAGACUCACGUACAUGGACAGGAAGGAGGCUCGGGUCUGUGUCACCUGUCAUUCAGCUCUGACGAGUGCUCAAUCGUGGGAGACGACGGCCACUGCAAGCAACCACAGUCCGAACCCCAACAACCCAGCGGAGUACUGCUCCACCAUCCCCCCUCUGCAGCAGGCCCAGGCCUCUGGGGUGCUCAGCUCCCCUCCUCCUACCGUCAUGGUUCCCGUGGGAGUCCUGAAACAGCCUGGCAACGAGGGGUCCCUAACACGGGAGCAGAGGAGGGUGUGGUUUGCUGAUGGGGUGCUACCUAAUGGAGACACAGCAGAGUCCCCGAAACCUCCAACCUCCAGCCCCGCCCCCUCCCAGUCACUGGCCAUCUCCACGUAUUCAAACAAAUCCUCCACUUCUGAAUCCUCAGAGGCAGCCCAUACCCCCGUUGCCCCGGUGGGCAGCCCGGUGGGCAGCUCCCUCAGCCUGAUCCCGGAGGACGGGCUCCCUCCCAUCCUCAUCUCCACUGGAGUCAAAGGAGGUACGGGAGGCCACAUCACAGACUAUGCAGUGGAGGAGAGGCCGUCAGAGAUCGUCCUCAUGCAGCAGCUGGAGGAGGGAGGCCCAGACCCCCUGGUCUUCGUGCUCAAUGCUAACCUGCUCGCCAUGGUCAAGCUUGUCAACUAUGUAAACAGGAAGUGUUGGUACGUGACGACUAAGGGCAUGCACGCCGUUGGCCAGGCAGAGGUGGUCAUUCUGCUGCAGUGUCUACCUGACGAGAAGACCAUCCCUAAAGACAUCUUCACCCACUUUGUGCAGCUCUACCAGGAGGCCCUCAGUGGCAACGUGCUGAGCCACCUGAGUCACUCAUUCUUCACACAGAGCUUCCUGGACAGUAAGGAGCAUGGCGGCUUCCUCUACAUCAGCCCCUCCUUCCAGUCGCUGCAAGACCUGCUGCUGCCCAACCCGCCCUACCUCUUUGGCAUCCUGAUACAGAAGUGGGAAACGCCCUGGGCCAAAGUCUUCCCCAUCCGCCUCAUGCUGCGGUUGGGCGCAGAGUACCGAUUUUAUCCGUGUCCGCUGUUCAGCGUUCGCUUCAGAAAACCCCUCUUCGGAGAGACCGGUCACACUAUAAUGAAUCUGCUCGCAGACUUCCGUAACUACCAGUACACACUACCGGUGGUGAAAGGUCUGGUUGUGGACAUGGAGGUGAGGAAGACGAGCAUUAAGAUCCCCAGUAAUCGUUACAAUGAGCUGAUGAAGGCCAUGAACAAGUCCAACGAACACGUGCUGGCCAUGGGGGCGUGUUUCAACGACCGGGCCGACUCCCACCUGGUGUGUGUCCAAAACGAUGAUGGGAACUACCAGACGCAGGCCAUCAGCAUCCAUCACCAGCCUCGCAAAGUAACUGGAGCCUGCUUCUUUGUGUUCAGUGGUGCUUUGAAAGCCUCGUCGGGCUUCUUGGCCAAGACCAGCAUUGUGGAAGACGGUGUGAUGAUCCAGAUCACAGCUGAGACCAUGGACUCUCUACGGCAAGCCCUGAAGGACAUGAAGGACUUCACCAUCACGUGCGGUAAAGCCGACCAGGAGGAGAACCAGGAGCUCGUCCACAUCCAGUGGACGGAGGACGACCACAACUUCAACAAGGGUGUCAUCAGUCCGAUCGACGGGAAGUCUAUGGAGUCCAUCACCAGCAUCAAGAUCUUCCACGGCUCGGAGUUCAAAGCCAACGGCAAAGUCAUCCGCUGGACGGAGGUGUUUUUCCUCCAGAGCGAAGAUCAACCCAACGGCCUGAGCGACCCGGCCGACCACAGCCGGCUGACGGAGAACGUGGCCAGAGCUUUCUGCAUGGCGCUCUGUCCGCACCUGAAGCUGCUGAAGGAGGACGGCAUGGCCAAACUGGGACUGAGGGUCACUCUGGACUCCGACCAGGUGGGUUACCUGGCAGGAAGUAACGGCCAGCCUCUCCUGCCUCAGUACCUGAGCGACCUGGACAGCGCUCUGAUCCCUGUCAUCCACGGCGGGGCGUGCCAGCUGAGCGAGGGCCCCGUGGUCAUGGAGCUGGUCUUCUACAUCCUGGAGAUCAUCUCCUAGGACUCUUCGGAGCUUCACCUCCAAAAUCUUUUUUUUUUUUUUUUUUUUUUCUGACGUCAUCUCGCAGCCUGGUCCUCCAUCAUCUCCCUUCAACCGUUUGCACUUCAAAAGAGCCCGAAAACUGUGCCGUGCCAGGUGGGGUAGCAUUCCUCAAGUCAAACCUAUGCAUCCAACCACCGUCUGUUGUGCUCCAGAGGCCGCCUGGGGCCUGAGGAAGCUCCGAGCAGCAUCAUCUGUCCCGUGUUGUGAGCCUCACCUGACAGGUGUUCAUUUAAGGUGCAGGAAAUGAACACCAGAGAUCAUACUGUCUGACCCCAGUGUGGCGUUACAGUGCCUAUAAAAAGUAUUAACCCCCCCUUGAAAAGUCAUGUUUUUUUUUUAUUGUUUAACAGCAUUGAAUCAAAGUAGAUUUGAUGUUGCUUUUUUGACACGGAUCAACAGAAAAGACCCUCUACAAAGUCAUAUAAAUUAACUAUAAAAUGCAUGUUUGCAUAAGUAUUCACCCCCUUUAAUAAAUAGGACACGCCUUAACCAUCACAGGUUUUUAGAAACCCCUUGAAAAUACACAGCGGUGAGAACAUCGACAGUGGUUUCAUUUGGCCAAAGAAACUAUCCUGACGAGUCUGCAGAAGAGUUCUUCCACGUUAAGAAGCCACAGCAUCUCAGCUCUGCAAUGCGAUGAGGUUUUAUGCUACUGAAAGUUUUCCGUAUUGUCACUCUUACAGCACACUGAACUUUCCCAGUAAAUUGUCCUUGUAAUAGUUUGAUUCUGUUUUCUGACUCGGAGCGGUUUCAUGCUGUUGCUCGGUCAGCCGCGUGUUUUAGUUUGAAAAAUUUAAGGCAAAUGUGGCGGAAGAAGUCCUCAGAUCUUUUACUUAAGCAAAGGUAUAAAAGUAUUAGCAUCAAAAUAUACUUAAAGUACAAAAAGUAAAAGUACUCAUUAUGCAGAAUAGUUCAUUUCAGAAUAAUGUACAUUAUAUUAUUGGAUUAUAAUUACUGAUGCAUUAAUGUGUACAUGACUUUAAUGUUUCAGCUGGUAAAGGUGGGGCAAUUUUUUAUAUUUUUUUUUUACUAUAUAAACUGCAGGGUAGCUUUUCCAUUUCACCAAGGGAUCAAUUAAGUCUUGCAUCAAAUAAUUGCAGUGGGGUAGAAGUAUAAAGUAGCAGAAAAUGGAAAUACUCAAGUACAGUACUUGAGUAAAUGUUCUUAGUUACUUUCCACCACAACAGCAAAUGAGUCCUCUUCAAGAACUAAACAGUUGAAUUUAGACGUCUUUCUGAAGAAACAGACCCCAGAUCUUAUUCCAGUCGAGAAUGUGCAGCUGUUGCCGUGCAACCUGCAGACUAACGGGGAAGACGUGCCGUGUGGGAUUAGACUAAUAGCGACGUAUCCACGCAGACUAAAGGCUGGAGUUGCUGCCAAAGGUGCAGCUACUAAAUACUGACUCGACAUUAAAGGAUCCUUUUCUGUUGAUCAGUGUCAAAAACAACUUUAAAUCUAAUUUGAUUCAAUGCUGUAAAACAAUAAAACAUGAAUACUUCCAAGGAAGGUGAAUACUUUUCACAGACACUGUAUGUAGCUCCUCAUCACCCGUCACUCCAAUGUCACUGUGGCAGCCGGGGGUCCUGCAGCGCUGAAGAUUAUCCGCAAAGGCCUCUGUGUAGCACGGAUGCUCUUAAACAAGGGAGACUCAUAUCCACUGCUGAAAAGACUGGACUCUUCCUCUGAAGUUUAAUUUAAUAAAAAAAAAAAGGAAAGUUACAAAUCAUCGGAUGAGGAGUUGAGAGGUGCGUCUGUGUGGGGAUUAUUAUUAUUUUAAUUUUUUUUUGCACCGUGGUGCUCAGUGCCUGCAGCAGCGAUUCAUCAAGCGGGGGGAAGGGGGAAGAAACACUUUGGCUUCACCUGUUAAGCUUUACUCAUCAGUCACCAGAUGCUUUACUUCAUGGACAAACACACUGACAGCUCCUCCAUCAUAACGCUGCCUCUGUAGCCUCCAGAGAUCCCAGUUAAAGACAGUAUUACUGAAGUGACCGUCAUGGACUCCUCUGACUGACGCUCGGUGGAAUAAGAUUACAUUUUAACUCUGGAAGCCCUUUUUGUCCUACAGUAGACAACUGAUUUAAAAAAAAUAAUAAUUAAUAAAUAAAUAAAGGUUCCAAUGCUUUAUUGAUAAACUCAAACAAUCUGUACAUAAAGCUGAAAACGCAGAAGAGGGAAAUCAGUUUUUAAUCUCAUCAGUCAACAUCAUCAGCGCUUGUUUGUCCGGCAGUGGUUGGAAAAGCCACUCAAGUUAUUUUGGUCUUUUUAAUCAUACAAAGAGAAUAACUAUUGAAGAUGUAAAGCUAUAUAUAUAAAUAAAUGUAUAAGAACUGUAUUAAAUUGCAGAAGCAGUGCACUGGAUUCUAAGCCAUUUACAGGAGAGUUAAAGCGAGCGUCGGGGUUGCCGCUGAGUCCUGGAAGACGAGAGGAAAGAAAAGAGGAUCCAGGGUUCCUGCAGAAACAGAGGUUUGAUUGACCUGAAGCUGAAUGUAUUUCAUCUCACAUUUCCUGCAACUUAUCGUCCUUCCAAAUCCCUGAAAUCAUGAACAUCCUGCUCCAGACUUUGCAGACCUGCGGACCGCGGACAUGUCGUCUUCAAAAGGCCUCAACUGUUUUUAGUGCAUCUAUAAACAGACCGCUGCAGCCCCCCUCUCUCCCUCUCUGCUCUGGACUGUGCUCUCCUUCAGCAACAUGGACCUGGAAAAAAAUAUAAGAAUGUAUUCCUCCUGUUUCUGUUCAAAUCUGCAAUGUGUGUGUGUGUGUUUUUGUUUGUUUCUGGCUAGACUAAUCACCAAAAACCACCCAGUCAUGUCAAAAUGCUCUGUACAGUAAUCACUCUGCAUUAUGGCAAUUACUCCUUUUUUUUUUUUUUUUUUUAAAUCAUGCUAAUAUAAAACCAGAAGGGGCUACAUAAAGUACUGCUAAUACAGUACGAGAGGUUUUGUUGGAGCAUUUUAUUGGAGAAAAAAAUCUCGUCAUCACAAGUGAGAAUCAGACAAUCACAUGAAAAUCUGCAGACGAGCCAACGCUUCGUUUAAAUUAGACCUGUAGCUAUUCUGUAUUAGUUUAUUACUCAGUCUGAAGUAUUUUAGGAGCUACUGUAGCAAAGUAAUGUUAGCAAAGCUGAUUAAAAUGUUCAGUAAAGACUGAAUGAGAGGUCAAAGGUCACCAGUUCUGGGUUUAUUACUGUGAUCAUACCAGAGUUGGUGAAUCUCAAUCACUGUGUGACGUUCAUCAGCCGCAGGCAGUUCUGUUUUUAUAAAUCAGCUUAAUGGAGAGGACUUCCUGUUUCCUGUUACAUUUUAUUUUGGCGUUAUCUGACUUGUGCAAUAUGUCCUAAAUCCCCCCCCCCCAAAAAAGAAGGUGCAAUUUGUUUGACUGAAAAAGUAGCAUUUUUUUUGUGUGUGUAUUCAGUUGUAAGAUGUUACUAUCCAAACUAUAACACUGCAUGCAAACAGAAACAAGCUUGAACCGGUGAAGAGAGCAAAUCAACUUUUAACAGUUAUAUCUUCUAGUUUGUGGAUGAAACUAAAAAAAGAAAAAUCCACUCAUUCAGUUCUGUCGUUGACUGGGAUUUGUUAAAAUACUUCUUUUCUUUUUUUAAUAAACAGUCAAAAAAUGUUUGAAAAGCCAAAAACCCUGUACAUCUUUUUUUCCCCUUUACACUACAAAUGUCAAGAAAAGUGGUCUUUAUCAAAAGAUUGUAGUAUAUGUAAAAUAAAAACUUAUAGAAAAUUGAAA